Myripristis murdjan (pinecone soldierfish) is the source of this 1092-nucleotide messenger RNA. It is a transcript of the gene aldoca, whose product is annotated as aldolase C, fructose-bisphosphate, a. Bases 1 to 1092 code for a protein of 363 amino acids. The record is from RefSeq and is a predicted model, not a curated record. Gene Ontology annotation, molecular function: fructose-bisphosphate aldolase activity. The transcript is spliced from 8 exons. Gene Ontology annotation, biological process: glycolytic process. Lineage: Eukaryota; Metazoa; Chordata; Actinopteri; Holocentriformes; Holocentridae.
AUGACACACCAGUUCCCCACGCUCUCUGCGGCGCAGAAGAAGGACCUGCAUGACACGGCUCUGCGCAUAGUUGCCCCAGGGAAGGGCAUCCUGGCUGCAGAUGAGUCUGUGGGCAGCAUGGCUAAGCGGCUGGCCCAGGUGGGAGUGGAGAACACAGAGGAGAACCGCAGACAAUACCGGCAGAUUCUCUUCAGCGCAGACGACCGCAUCAACAGCUGCAUCGGAGGGGUCAUCUUCUUCCACGAGACGCUGUACCAGCACUCUGAUAACGGCGUACCCUUUGUCAAAAUGAUCAAGGACAGGGGCAUACUGGUUGGCAUCAAGGUUGACAAAGGUGUCGUCCCACUGGCUGGAACUUGUGGAGAAACCACCACACAGGGUCUGGAUGGCCUGUCAGAGCGCUGUGCACAGUAUAAAAAGGAUGGAGCGGUCUUUGCAAAGUGGCGCUGUGUGCUCAAAAUCAGUGACACCAAUCCCUCUAAACUGGCAAUUACAGAAAAUGCAAAUGUUCUGGCUCGUUACUCCAGUAUCUGCCAGCAGCAUGGGAUAGUGCCCGUCAUAGAGCCAGAGAUUCUGCCUGAUGGAGAUCAUGAUCUGAAACGUUGCCAGUACAUCACUGAGAAAGUCCUUGCCGCAGUGUACAAGGCCAUGUCGGACCACCAUGUGUACCUGGAAGGCACUCUGCUCAAACCCAACAUGGUGACUCCGGGGCACAGCUGCCCCACCAAGUACAGCCCAGAGGAGGUUGCCAUGGCAACUGUCACUGCCUUGCGCCGCACCGUUCCCCCAGCGGUCACAGGAGUGGCAUUUCUCUCAGGCGGUCAGAGUGAAGAGGAGGCCUCCAUCCACCUGAAUGCCAUCAAUAACUGCCCUCUGGUCAAACCCUGGAUCCUGACAUUCUCGUACGGCCGGGCCCUGCAGGCCUCCGCGCUCAGGACUUGGCGAGGACAUAAAGAGAACGAGAACGCCGCCACUGAGCAGUUCAUCAAGAGAGCAGAGGUGAACAGUCUGGCAUGUCAGGGGAAGUAUAUUGGAGGUGAUGACUGUGGCGAGAUUGGCCAGCGCGUCUAUGGUCCCAGUCAUGCAUACUGA